AAAUUAUAUUAGUGGCUUUCAAUUGAUUGGAUAUUUACACAGCAAAUAAUAGUUUUUCAGAAAUCAUCAUCACAUGGACCUUUCUUGUUCCUCUUUUUCUUUUAAUCCUUUCUUUUCUUUGUGAGAGUACCCAACUAAAUGCUCCUCCAAACCUCCUCUUUCUUUUCUUUUAUUCACUUUGAUUCCUGCAAUCUUUCCUUUCCUUUCCCCUAGGUGAAAACUAGAAGGGAAAUUCACAAUAAUAAUGGCAGGCACACUGGGGAGAAAUCUUCACCUCUGCUUCACCAAGAUCAAGAGUCCGCUCGAGCCCCAAUCUCCCCCUACUCUUCUAUCUCCACACCAUCAUAGCCAUCCACUAAUCCUGAAAAAUUAUAACUCUCUCUUUGACUCCUACACUUUUGACUCUGCUUCCAAAUCUCCAACACACUCCUCAUCUUCCUCCUCCUCCUCAUCCUGUUCCUCCUCGGAACCUGACUUCGCCACCGUAUUCGCCUCCCAACGUUUCUUCUUCUCCUCCCCAGGCCGCUCCAACUCCAUCAUUGAAUCUACACCCUCCAGUACUGCUACUCCUACGGAUUCUUCCGACUCUCUGGUAGGUUCUAUGAAUGAUAAAUCCGACGGCCGGUCGUCUUUAGAAUCGAGGAACUCUGCUGCCACCGUUAAAGACAGCGUAGCGGUACCCACUUACUCGCCAGACCCGUAUUUGGACUUCCGGCGAUCCAUGCAGGAGAUGGUGGAGGCGCGCGACUUGGUAGACGUGAAGGCCAAUUGUGACUACUUGCAUGAGCUUCUGUCGUGCUAUCUAGAGCUGAAUCCAAAGAGUACCCACAAGUUCAUUGUUCGAGCUUUUGCGGACCUCCUAGUCAGUCUCUUGGCAUCUCAGCCGAAGGUUUCGGCGGAGGGAGGGUAAUCUGGAAGCCGGGUUAUGAGAUUUAGCAGCAAUACAUGUAACAUGUACCGUGGGUUGUCGGAUAAUAAUGAUUGGGUAAUCUUUUUUACAUUUGAUUUAGCACUGUUUUUAUGUGGAGAGGAACUAAAGUUAGGCCCUAUCUUUUGUCUUCUA
Manihot esculenta (cassava) is the source of this 1063-nucleotide messenger RNA. Its product is annotated as transcription repressor OFP16. The record is from RefSeq and is a predicted model, not a curated record. Gene Ontology annotation, biological process: negative regulation of DNA-templated transcription. Lineage: Eukaryota; Viridiplantae; Streptophyta; Magnoliopsida; Malpighiales; Euphorbiaceae. The transcript has a single exon. Bases 245 to 910 code for a protein of 221 amino acids.